AUGCAGAAGGGCCAGUCGAGAGAAGCACGUGAUCGGUUUGCUGAAACCAUCUACGACUUUAUCCGCGGCGUCAAGACAUCUCAGGCUACAUGGGCGCAAGGGAUGUCUACUCUCGAGGAAUAUACAGCACGCCGUUUGAGAACUGUUGGUACAAACCCGUGCAUUGCUGUCAUGCAAUGGGCCUACAACCUCACUCUUCCACCGUCGAUCUGGAAACACGAAGCUGUAGUAGCCAUAACGCGCGAAGUAGCCAUCUCCGACUUCCUCUGGAACGACAUCGUGAGCUUGCGGAAGGAGAUAGACGACGGCGAUAUCGAUUCUGCCAUCCCGGUGAUGGUAUGGAACGAGGGAUGUAGUGCGCAGGUUGCCGUCGAUCGAUGUGUGAAGAUGGUGGAGGAGAGCUGGGCGAGGCUGUUGGAGGCAGAGACCCGACUUGUGAAGGCGCAUGCUCAAGAGUCUGAGCAAACCAGGCGCGAUAUCGAGACGUUGGUUGGCGGGUGUAAGGACGUGUUGGUUGGACAUAUGGUUUACUCGCUCAAGAUUCCGCGCAACAUGGCCGCAGCAAAGAUGAACGAGAAGGAUUGCAGUUUCUGCAUUAUCCUAUAG
This is a messenger RNA of Alternaria triticimaculans, 606 nucleotides long. RefSeq lists its product as uncharacterized. The coding region runs from base 1 to 606 and encodes 201 amino acids. The record is from RefSeq and is a predicted model, not a curated record. NCBI's taxonomy places the organism in Eukaryota, Fungi, Ascomycota, Dothideomycetes, Pleosporales, Pleosporaceae. The transcript is spliced from 3 exons.